Messenger RNA from Yamadazyma tenuis ATCC 10573, 3840 nucleotides. RefSeq names its product DNA-directed RNA polymerase (gene RPO41). The record is from RefSeq and is a predicted model, not a curated record. Gene Ontology annotation, cellular component: mitochondrial DNA-directed RNA polymerase complex. Gene Ontology annotation, molecular function: DNA-directed RNA polymerase activity; mitochondrial promoter sequence-specific DNA binding. Lineage: Eukaryota; Fungi; Ascomycota; Pichiomycetes; Serinales; Debaryomycetaceae. Gene Ontology annotation, biological process: mitochondrial transcription.
AUGUCUUCGUCUCAGUCAUCAUCAAAUCCAUCUUCGACAAGCAAGCAGUUCCCAGGGUAUAGCAUCUUUUUGCCUGAUUUGAAAAACAAAGAGGUGAAAGAGAGAAACUUACAUCGGAAAUCUUUUGAAGAGAUUGAUCCUGGGAGAAUGGGUGCUGAAGGUAUGGACCCUUCUUCUAAUAACGGCCUUACAUGGACUUCUCAGUACGACUCGGUGGUUAGACAACCAUUUGCAAAGGAUGUGAUUCAUUUGCAGUCUUUACUUGAUGCCCUUCUUUCGAGUAAGAAUUUCACCAGAGCUGACAAAAUUUUGCAAGCCAUUUACCCUUUGCUGACAUCUCAAGAAGAGUUCAUGUAUUCCAUAAACAAGUACUUGGAAGUUUGGUCCCAGCAAGACUCAGCUACUUUAGAAGGAUUGGAAAAUUACUUGCUCAACUUCACGAAAGAUGCUCGGUUACUUCCUAAUGACAGAACAUAUGCCAUCUUGAUAACCAAAGCAUUGCAAGUUGAUUCUUCCUUCAAAUACAAUAAGUAUCUCAACGAAAUCAAAUCUAACAUAAACUUCACUCGGAAAGUAUUAGGUCAUAUUGAUGUGUUAGGAAUUGACAAUCUAACGAAGAUAUUUCAAGAGAACUCCAUCACUGAAAAGCAUAUACCAAUCGAUUUUGGACCUCUCUAUGACCAAAUAAAUUCCACCGAAGAUCUGAGUGAUAUCAACGAAGACUACUUUUCUGAUGAAAACUUCAGUAAGUUGAAUAUUCCUUCUAUUUCAAAAGAAGCAGAGGAGUUGAGAUCGGUGGAUUCAUUCGGAUUGAAGGUUGUGAGGCACACUUUAUUGGGAUUGAAGCUGACUUCGGAAGGGAAAUCCCCAAUUAUUGAUGAUUUGAUGAAGAAUUUGGAAAAGGAUUUACAAGGUUCGGUUAUUCAUAACUUUUCCAAUAGCGAAAAGAGAGACUAUUUUGCCUUAUACAAACUUUUAAAAACGGAUCAAGAUAGAGAAAAGUUCAAUGAAGCAUUGGAUCUUUUCAACCGAGCAAGACAAAGAACAAUCGAGUUAAGAGGGGCCGAUUCUGCCAAAGAGAAAUGGAAACAUGAUUAUGAAGAAAUGCAGAGAAGAGGCUCAAUCCACUUUGCUAAAUCUUUAAAUGCCAGAUUAUACGAAUGGUAUGAGAUGCUUCUUCCAUUUGUCAAAGAAGAAGUAAACCAAUGUCAUAAGAUUAUGGAUGGGGAAAUUACUAUCCAAAAUGCAAAGUCUGAAGAUAGGGCAUUGGUCAAAGAAAGAUCCUAUUAUGCUCCGUACUUAACUCUUGUAACUCCAGAAAAAAUGUGUGCCGUUACUAUUUUGGAGCUUCUAAGAUUAAAUUCAACUGGAGGGAUAGCUGAUGGAAUGAGAACAGCCAGAGCUCUUAUUUCGGUAGGAAAAGCCAUAGAAUUGGAGUACAAAUCUCAGAAAUUGAUGGAAUCUGAAAAGAAGUCCAUCUCCAAAAAAAGUAGAAGUGCUAGAGAAUGGAACAAGAUCUUCAGAGUUAUGAACAACUACUCCAAAGAUCUGGACAACCAAGCCCAUAACGAAUGGGACAACACUUUACAUGCCAAAAUCGGAUCGAUCUUAACCUCCUUAUUAAUUCAUGUGGCUAAGGUACCUGUCAAGGGGACUGACCCUGCCACCGGAAAGACCGUUACUGGAAGUCAACCAGCAUUCUUCCACACAUACCAAUACCUCCAAGGGCAAAAAUUGGGAGUAUUAAAGUUACAUAAAAACAUCAUCAAACAACUUUCUGUGGAUGUUGAUGGUAGCUUGCUUCAACCACACUUCUUGCCAAUGUUGACUCCUCCAAGAAAGUGGUCUUCGUACAAUGAGGGUGGUUACUUGUUCUCCCAAAACACCUUGGUUAGAACUAGAGACUCACCUGAGACACUCGCAUAUUUGAAAGCUGCUUCUCAAAGAGGCGAUUUGGAUAAAGUGUAUGAUGGUUUAAAUGUCUUGGGUAACACUCCAUGGACUGUUAAUAGGAAAGUGUUGGAAGUUAUGACCAAAUUCUGGAACACAGGUGACGAAUUUUUGGAUAUUCCUCCUGUUGUCGAUGAACCCGAAUUACCUGAGCCAGUUCCACUGAAUGCCGAGCCAAAUGUUUUGAGAGAAUACCAAAGAAAAGUGAGGUUGGCAAUCAAUAUCUCUGCUUCUGCCAAGUCUCAAAGAUGUGAUACCAAUUAUAAAUUGGAAAUUGCUAGAGCUUUCCUUGGAGAGAAGAUGUUCUUCCCUCACAACAUCGAUUUCAGAGGUAGAGCGUACCCUAUGUCUCCUCAUUUCAACCACUUAGGAAACGAUUUGACCAGAUCUUUGUUCUUAUUCUGGGACGGAAAACAACUUGGAGAAAGAGGGUUGUGGUGGUUAAAGGUUCACUUGGCUAACCUUUAUGGUGUGGACAAGAUCCCAUUAGAAGAGAGAGCUCAGUUUACUGAAACCCAUUUGGACAAGAUCAGAGAAUCAGCUGAAACUCCGUUUGACAAGGAUGCCUGGUGGACAAAAGGUGAAAAACCUUGGCAAGUAUUAGCAUGUUGUUUCGAGUUGAAUGAAGCUUAUAAACUAGAAGAUCCAACCCAAUAUGUUUCUCAUGUACCUGUUCACCAAGAUGGGUCCUGUAAUGGUUUACAACAUUAUGCUGCUUUAGGUGGUGACAUAGAAGGUGCUCGUCAAGUAAACUUGUACCCCGCUGACAGACCUCAAGAUGUGUAUUCUUCGGUGGCAAGCAUUGUUCAACAAAGAGUUGAUGCAGAUGCUGAGGCUGGUGAAAAGCAUGCAGUUUUCUUGAAAGAUAAGAUCAACCGAAGGGUGGUGAAGCAAACCGUGAUGACUAAUGUUUAUGGUGUUACGUUUGUUGGUGCCAGAGAACAAAUCAAGAAACAGCUUAAAGUCCAUUUUGAUAGCGAUAGCGAAGAGAAUUCCGGUGAAUAUGCUCAGUAUUUGACGCAACAUGUUUUUGCAGCCGUUAGAGAGUUGUUUUCAGGUGCUCAUUUAAUCCAAGAUUGGUUGGGAGAGGCAGCUAGAAUCAUCAGCAAGUCCGUCAGGGUCGAUUAUGAAGAUUCUACCACAAGUAAUGAUAAGCCAAAUCACGUAUCUUCGGUUAUUUGGACCACUCCUUUGGGUUUGCCUUGUGUUCAACCAUACAGAACCAUUAAGAAGCAAAUUAUUAAAACAAACUUACAAGAUGUUGCUAUUACCGAUCCAUUUGGAGCUUCGUUAGUCGAUGCUAGAAAACAGAAAACUGCUUUGCCUCCGAACUUUGUUCAUUCUUUGGAUGCUACUCAUAUGUUAAUGACAGCAUCUACCUGUAAAUAUGAAAACAUUUCAUUUGCAUCGGUUCAUGAUUCUUAUUGGACACAUGCUUCUGAUAUUGAUGUGUUGAGCAAAAUCUUAAGAGAACAGUUCAUCAAGUUACAUUCUGAGAAUUUGAUUCAAAAAGUCAAGGAUGAAUUUGAGGCUCGUUAUAAAGGUUUCCUUCAAGUGGUUACCAUUCCAAGAGAUCAUGAACUUGCCAAAAAAAUCCAAGAUGUUAGAAGAAAAAUUGCUACUGACUUAAACAGAGCCUUGACAGUAGCUGAUGAGAUUCAUUUAGAAAAAAAGAGACAGGAAUUGUUAGCCUCUGACGAUCCUGAAGCGGUUAAAAUGGGCAAAGAAUUGGUGACAACUGUGAGUUCAGUUGAAGAAUACGACUUGAAUGAAGUCGGUACCUCCUCUAUAGGGUUACCAAUUUUUGCUCCAAUUAGUUUCCCACCAGUUCCUCCAAGAGGUGACUUGGAUGUUAAUGUCGUCAAAGACUCGACGUACUUUUUUUCAUGA